This is a messenger RNA of Paramacrobiotus metropolitanus, 1162 nucleotides long. RefSeq lists its product as uncharacterized. The coding region runs from base 361 to 807 and encodes 148 amino acids. The transcript is spliced from 2 exons. The record is from RefSeq and is a predicted model, not a curated record. Lineage: Eukaryota; Metazoa; Tardigrada; Eutardigrada; Parachela; Macrobiotidae.
AUGUACAUUGCCGCACCAUAGCACUUAGGUUUUUAAUGAAUUAUUGCUGAUAAGAUACAGUACUUACAACCUCCUACACGAUCGAGCGAGUAUAUGGCAAUAAUAAUCGAUUUUUACAUUCGACUGCGGCAGUGUUCUACCUGAAGUGCCAAGCUAUCGACCCAGUCAACAAGAAUCCCAGUUAAAUUAUACCCAACAAUAACCGUACUUUGUGUUUAACGAGGUUCUAAUAUCACUGACUGCAGCAUCGUGACCUAUACCUUCCAAAUUGCCUGGAACGACACCCAAGAUUAUCACUGUCACCUGUCUGCGACGCACAAAAAAAGGAAGAAACCCUGUCUAAAUCUUCAUUUAUCCGCCAUGGAUGAGGAGCGCAGCAGCGGCGGUGGGGAGAUUUUCGAGAAGUACUACCACGACCUACAGGAAGAGAUCAUCUACGACGCCAAGAUGCGUCUGAAGAAGCUGAUCGGGGAUAAGAUCCCCAUCAAGGAAAAAGAACGCAUUCUCAAGGAAUCGGAAGCCAAGAUGUGGGUGCUGAUGAAGGAGUACAUCCGCAAACCCACGAAGGAGGAGGAGAAGCGGAAUAGCUGGAAGGACUACCAGGAGGGCCGCAAUAUGUUCAGUGUGUGCGUGCAGCCCAUCAUGAACCAGGCCGUCGAUGAGAUGAUGUCCAUCUACGCGGACGAGCUGCACAAACGGCCGCCGCCCAAUCGCCAGGAACCGAAGGAGGAAUCGGAUGAUGAGAUUGAUUUCGCCUCGGGGAUGUGGGCCAAGGACCACCGCAAGGAGUCCAUGGUACCGAAAUAAUUUAUCUGCGGGAAAGGAUGUGUUUUCUUUGAAAUCUCGGUGUGUAUAGUGGAAAACUGGAAAUCACUGGAAUUAUAUACGUGGUACUCUUGUUCUAUGGCAUUAAUUAAUAAGUACAUCAUGUUUACGUGCACGGUUAUAGAUUAGCACGAAAUCGUGUGAUGUGUCAUCUCAUUGCAAGAUCCUUAAUAUUACUGCAAGAAAUGGUGCGUAGUUUUAACGAGAUAUUCGGUGCUUCAUGUUGCCAUACAAUUAUGCUGACGUAUAAACAGGAUUAAUGCUGUACAUUCUGUACUGCAAACAGAUAAUGAUGUACUUACUUGAUAAUUAUUAAUAAUAAGUAUUCCUUAGAUUU